Messenger RNA from Amoebophrya sp. A120, 1861 nucleotides. The record is from the annotation of a GenBank genome assembly. NCBI's taxonomy places the organism in Eukaryota, Dinophyceae, Syndiniales, Amoebophryaceae.
CGUACUUUGUCGCUCGCGCUGGUAUCCUUUCUCCUACAAUAAAACUGUCCAUAGAUCUCACAUUCGCGCGAAAUCAGCUCAAACCAGCUCUCCUUCUGACAAGUUUGACAUUCGCCUGCGCCCCCGUUUGUCUCUAGCAAGUUUGUUUUUUGCAACUUUAGUAGUUUUUUUACCACAGCUUUGUCUCCACGAUAGCUUCGCAAGUUUCCAAUUCAUUGUGUAAGACUUCGCAACUACCACCAGUAUCACUGCGCUUUAUGUAUGGCAUGGCAAGUGCUCCCACUUUCGUGGAGCAGACAGUUUUCGAAACACGAAACUCGUCAGAAAGCCGAAGCCGAAUCCCUCUUUUUGUGCUAGCGGUCACCGCAAUUGCGCCUCUGAUAUGGGUAGGCAGGGCGAUUUUGCUUCCCGGAAUCGCUCGCACAUGCCUGCGGUUUAGAGAGGAUAGCGGGGCCACGACCGCAGUGGCAGCAGCACGAGCGUCGACAUCAAGAGAAAAGCCCGCGCGCAUCUCGCAGUACCAACGGGUCGUCUGUCGUUGGCUGCAGGACACGCAACCACAACUGCCAGUGCGCUCUCCGACAAGUUUUGCUGUUGAAGAACAACGGAAAUCAGUCAACCCGGCAUCGCGCUCGACCAGCGCCCGCAGUUUUGUCCUUUUCGACCUGGAAUACAAUGGAGGGUUCUCCAAAGAACGGAGCGACUCCUCCAUGCUGGUCAUCCAGAUCGGCGCAGUCAAGGUAGCGCCGGUAGGAGAUCUUUCUCACGACAAUCCGAAGCCGACGUUGAAGAUCGUCGACAGCUUUUCCGAACUAAUUCAGCUGCCAAAGCGCCCUAGUAGUGAGGGGGCGCCCCUCGACUCCACACCAGAUGCAGAGAGGCAGCGAACAAGAAUCCGGUUGGCGCCGCACCUCCCGAAGCUGACCGGUAUCACAGAGGAGGCUUUGGCGACGGAUGGACUGUCCUUUGAGGAGGCAAUUGUGAAAUUUAAGCACUUUUGCACAGGCAGCUUCUCGUCGGCAACUACAGGACAGAGUGAUAAAGACUUGCACUUCUAUCUUCCCCUCUACCAAUACGGAGCAGACGUGCAUCUUCUCCGCUACAACUGGAUUUUCUUCCUCCUGCGCUCAGUGGGAAAUGGAGAUAGAGGAAAGAUUAGUUCAAAGGAGAAGAUCGCCGUGACGAAGUGGUUAUUUCCGGCACUGACGAAACACGAUGUUGGUACAACAACCUCGGUGCAGACCACGAGUAGAACAAGAUCCACCCCAGGGUACGAACGGUAUCGUCCGUUUCUCGAAGCUUUUCUAGAAAUAGCGUCCCAGCAGAAAGAACAGACGGAGAACAUUCGAUCCAAACUCGCAACCUUAGACGUCGCAGGGUUUGCGUCUUUUUUCGAAGGCAGCGUGAUGAAGAUGGUAGAUGAAGAUCUGAAUAGCCGGUUUCGAAAUCUGCGUCCAAUCAUUGCCGAAUUAGCGUUGAAAAAUAGGGUAACGGAAAUAAUAGCACCACCGUCCUCAUCGGCAACAGAACUCGAGCCGGAGCUGCAUAAGCAUAACCCAAUCUCGAAGAAAAAAUACACCGCUGGGAGUGUAUACAAGGCUCUCGGGGUCUCUGAAACGAGGUUCAACGCUACCCUACAGGAAGUUAUCUCCAUGAAACAAGGCGCAAGCUUUCGAAAGCAGAUUCACGACGGGUGUUACGACUCUGUGUCCUUGUUUCUAGCAUUGGACAGAUUGUGGGACUUGAACAAAAAUUCUUGCAGGGCAGAUGAACACAACGCGAAUGUUAAUACCACUAUUUCCGACGGCAUCGUAGGUUCCAAAGAUAAAAACGGGAGAUUUGGUCAAGAACAAAGGAGAAU